UGUCAAUCUGUCUCAAACAGCUUUUAAGUGAUCAGUUGUCUGAGACUUUAAUUUGAGAACUUGUAGACACUAUCAGUAAUCAAACAUGGCUGAUACAGAACUGGGAAUAAAUGGUGAAGGAGGUUCCCCGAUUCAGCGUUUGGAGAAGAAAACAUCAUGUCAGAAAUUCACCGAGUUCCUCUUCAAGAACCUCCUCCUUAUCCUCAUGAUCUUGUCCCUCGUGCUUGGAUGUUGUGUUGGUUUUGGGAUCAAGCUCGGAUCUGAUCGCGAUUUCACUUCGGACGAGAUCAAAUAUAUCAGCUUUCCAGGGACAAUCUUUCUCAACAUGCUGAAGGUCAUGAUAAUUCCCCUGGUCGUUUCAAGUCUAAUCGCCGGUAUGGCGUCGAUCAACAAACAAGCAUCGAGCAAGCUGGGUCUACGGGCUGUCCUCUACUACUUUACGACCACCUUCAUCGCAGUCGUCCUCGGGAUCAUCCUCGUGAUGACCAUCCGUCCAGGGGCUCGUCACAGCAAGGAUGACAUAGAUACCACAGGAAACGUCGAGAAGGUGAAUACGGUCGACGCUUUCCUCGAUCUCAUCAGAGUGAUGUUUCCACCGAACAUUAUCGAGGCUACCUUCAGGACUUACAAGACAAGACAGGUUCCAGUGGACGUUGAGCCGACAAUGAUGCCGAUGAUGCAGAGCACGGCCAUGAUGAUGGACUCGAUGAUGAAUACCACGGACACGAUGGCGACGGACUCGAUGAUGAAUACGAUGAUGAACUCGACAACCAUGAAUACCCCGAUGAUCACCAACACAAUGUCGGUAGGAGGAUACGAAUUCAAGUCCAACAUCCUCGGCCUGGUCGUCUUCUCCUGCAUCUUCGGGGCCGUUCUCGGUCGCCUUGGUGAGAAAGGGGAACCCCUGAAGGAUGUCGUCGAAUCGCUCAUGGAGUGUGUCAUUGUUCUCAUUGGCUACAUCAUCUGGCUAUCCCCCAUCGGUGUGUUCUUUCUGAUCUUGGGUAAGAUCCUCGGCAUGGAUGACUGGGCUCUGGUCUUCCAACAGAUUGGGUUGUACUCGGCCACCGUCAUGCUGGGUCUCUUCAUCCACGGAUUCAUCAUCCUACCGCUCCUCUACCUCAUCUUCACCCGGUCCAACCCCUUCGCCUUCCUGAAGGGCGUGGCCCCUGCCAUGGUAACGGCCUUUGCCACUUCAUCGAGCUCUGCCACUCUCCCCGUGACUAUCACAAGCCUGGAGAACAAUAAUAAGAUUGAUAAACGAGUCACUCGUUUCAUACUCCCUAUUGGUGCGACCAUUAACAUGGAUGGAACAGCCCUCUACGAGGCAGUGGCAGCCAUCUUCAUUGCGCAGAUCAAUGACUACGACCUAAGCGUUGUCGACGUCAUCGUCGUCAGUAUCACAGCCACCCUUGCUAGCGUUGGAGCGGCCGGUGUCCCGCAGGCUGGCCUUGUGACUUUGGUGAUCGUCCUCAACGCCUUAGGUCUGCCAGCCGAUGACAUCACUCAUAUCAUUGUCAUUGAUUGGUUCUUGGACCGUUGUCGCACCACUGUUAACGUAGAGGGCGACUCAUUUGGUUGUGGCAUCAUCUACAAGUUCCUCAAACCUGACUUCGAUCGCAUCGACGAGGAAAACAUGACCAAGGCUAUGGUCAAUGGUUACGCCAACGAAAAGAAGAUCCCAAUCGACGCCCAGGAAGGGAUCAAUACCGGAGAAGAUACCCGCUUGUAAUUAGACUUCGCCGUUGACUUCAAAGUCCACUUCGAUAUUGG
Molecule: messenger RNA, 1770 nt
Organism: Lytechinus variegatus (green sea urchin)
Lineage: Eukaryota; Metazoa; Echinodermata; Echinoidea; Temnopleuroida; Toxopneustidae
Product: excitatory amino acid transporter 3-like
Exons: 8
Coding region: 86-1729 (547 amino acids)
Biological process (GO): L-glutamate transmembrane transport
Cellular component (GO): plasma membrane
Molecular function (GO): neutral L-amino acid transmembrane transporter activity; glutamate:sodium symporter activity; L-glutamate transmembrane transporter activity
Source: RefSeq, a predicted model, not a curated record